CAAGUUUUCCGAAUCUGGGCUGGAGUCAAGGACGAAUUUGUCAGUUGAAAUUCUGGGGAUAGGUGGUGUGUGCGCUUCUCCCCCAAACUUUCGAGAUGCAGGUGUGUGCCAACUUUAGCUCUGGGCUUGUUUUCAAUGUACCGUUUUUGCUUCUUGGAGGGUGGUAUUCGCGGGGUCAGGCAGCCUGACCACGUCCAGUGAAAACUGGGGUUGGAAUGGACGCUUUUGGCUGGCCGAUAGGCGAUGCCAACCUCACGUCGACGACGUCAAGUAACUGGCGAUCAUUUUUCACUUCUGCUUAAACAUGACUCCUGUUAUCGCUCCAGGCGGCUGGAAGGCGCAAGGCACGCACACAUGCGCUGGCGAUCGCGAUUUCGGGCCGUUAUCAAGCGACGAUGAUGUCUUAUCUUGGGAAAGGGGCCCAAAUCAGGGCAAGACCAAGAUCAGUCUCAGUCAGAAUCUUGACUCAGGGGUCUCUGAUUCUCAUGUUGAAUCUGCUGGUCAUCAAGUCUAGGUAGCAGAAGCCCAGUUGAACAGGAUAGGUAGCAGAACUUCUGUUGGACUUGUCCCACGCUCCAACAUGAAAGUAGUGGUGCCAGUGCCCAGCCAGUUCACCGUCCACAGCUAGGGGCUUAAUAUCAGCCGGGCAAUGCAUGUGGCCAGUUGUAACGUGGAAGGGAUGGUGUUGUGAUUUGAAAAACGU
This is a messenger RNA of Fusarium verticillioides 7600, 703 nucleotides long. RefSeq lists its product as hypothetical. NCBI's taxonomy places the organism in Eukaryota, Fungi, Ascomycota, Sordariomycetes, Hypocreales, Nectriaceae. The coding region runs from base 305 to 514 and encodes 69 amino acids. The record is from RefSeq and is a predicted model, not a curated record. The transcript has a single exon.